AUGGGAGCAGCUCGUCGGCUUCGCUUCGGGCUACCAGCGGUGCUCGUCUUCCUGCUGCCGUCGCUUCUGCUCUGCGCUCUAGCCGUUGCUCCCCUUGCAGUCGGCGUCCCUUUUGCCGCUGUAGAACGUGGAGGUGGUCCGGGUGGAUAUGGAGGAGAAAUUGGAGGCGGAGGCGGUGGCCCCGGUGGGGUUCAUAAUCCUCCAAUCUCUUUAAUGUACGGCAACCAAUACAUACCUACAGAACAUGGAUGUGGAUAUGGUGGUGGUACCGGCGGGGUUCACAAUCCUCCGAUCUCUGUCAUGAACGAUAACAAAUACAUGCCUAAAGGCAAGUGUAUUUUACCGGAAAAUUUAGCAACACGUAGGAAAGAAGAGCCUUUAAACCAUAUUGAAAACAUACCAAGAAACCUGGAGGUGGAUAUGAAGGAGGAACUGAAGGCGGAGGUGGUGAACACGGGGGUGGAUACCAAGGAGGAAUUGGAGACAGAGGUGGUGGUGACAACAACCAAUACAUAG
This is a messenger RNA of Oryza brachyantha (malo sina), 516 nucleotides long. RefSeq lists its product as uncharacterized. The transcript is spliced from 4 exons. The record is from RefSeq and is a predicted model, not a curated record. Lineage: Eukaryota; Viridiplantae; Streptophyta; Magnoliopsida; Poales; Poaceae. Bases 1 to 516 code for a protein of 171 amino acids.